Messenger RNA from Aspergillus thermomutatus, 1404 nucleotides. RefSeq lists its product as uncharacterized. The record is from RefSeq and is a predicted model, not a curated record. NCBI's taxonomy places the organism in Eukaryota, Fungi, Ascomycota, Eurotiomycetes, Eurotiales, Aspergillaceae. The transcript has a single exon. Bases 1 to 1404 code for a protein of 467 amino acids.
AUGGGUCGUCCACGAUCGCUCCAUCCGAAAACCAAGCAGAAUCGGCGGGUCAUGAGAGGGAACAAUGACGGCCACCAGGAUAACCAGCAACAUCUCUAUUCCUCGCGGCAGAACGGCAGCGCGAGUGCCCAAUCGCCGGAUCUCAACAUGCCCAUGAUCGACCCUCUUCACAACGCGGCGACCCUGGGACUUCCCGAGAUAGACUACGAUGACUUCGAGAUGGACUUCGAAGCUUUCGAUUCACCCAGUUUCUCGAAUUUGGCACUGAACCUGCAACAGGGCGGAAAUCUGAGUAUUCCAGAGAUGGCAGCAGACUCGUCGCGGCCGCAGAGCAUAGAAGAGCAGAACUUGCAGCGCCUAUGGAGGCUCCAGCAUACACUCAUGGAAAAAGUCCAUUGGGUCGAAAGUCAAGUCGCGGUCCAGCAGAAUGCAAGCACUGACGUGCAUCCCCUCCGAUUUGGUCUUCCGGAUGCUGCAGACGCUCAAAGUGACCAUCCCAUUCACCAGAUGAUGCGGUGCUCACAGACCUUUCUUGAAAUUAUCCAAUCGUUCGUCGCGACGUAUCAAGAGUCCAUUUGCAGCGUCCAGCCGCAGGAGACUAUUUCCUCAAGCAAUGCGUCCGCAGGUGAUGGCGACGAGGACGACUACGAGGAGGAUGACGACGAAGAUGUUCCAAACUCGCCAGUAGAUGAUUCCAAAUACCAUCCCCAGCGAACGCAUUCUGUGCCACCCCUGAGACCGCACUGGUUCGCACUUCCCACCCCUGAAGAUCAGACUGUGUCGCCCGCACCUGGCACAAGCACUCCAUGGCGUCGUCGCAAGUCUGGGAAGCCCAGAAGUGGCUCGGGCAGUGGGAAGACUACGCGUCCUGUAGAGCAGAACUCAGCCCUUCCACCCGCCUGCCAGACACAGUUCCCAAUCUGUCUCACCAUCAUGACCUGCCAUGUUCUUCUCAUUCGCCUGCACCGCAGCGUCCUCACGGACUUGUACACAUCCGUCCGGUCUCUGGUCGCCCGAUACACCCCGGCGGGUGAUCUUACAGGCCGUCUCGCCGUCCUAGACAAUUUCUCCGGCUCAGCGCCUUUCUCCAAUGUGCACUUGGACGGCUCGACGCUGAAGCUGGACGGUGUGCUACAGAUUACAACCGUAUUGCAACUCAGCUGCGACCUGCUAGAACGUACCGAUAAAGGCGUCGAGAUUCUGUUGACAGGCGCCGGACAUGUUCUCUCUGCGCCCGGGACUUAUUUAUCGACCCUUGAGGCGCUCGCACGACAGGAGGCGCGUACUAGCCGCGGUUCCGCAGUCGAAGCCAAUCGACUUGAUGGGGGUCGAGCAGCACGCCUUGCGCCGUUGCGAAUAUUGGUGAAGAAAAUCCGCAAAUGUCUUCAUGAGACUUGCUUGUGA